AUGUCGUGGAAGGCCUCCGAGCGCUUGAUGGAUACGAUCAGGCACUAUGCCAAGUUCCCGGCCACCGGUGUGAGCCUGCGCCAAAUGGUGCAGUUCGGAGAGAAGCCAUCCGUCGGUACUCUCUUCCGAGCCUCUCAAUUCCUUGCCGAGGAACUGCCCAUCCGAUUGGCGCACCGCGUCCAAGAGCUAGACGACUUGCCCGAUGGACUGAACGAAAUGCCGUCUGUGAACAAGGUGAAGGAAUGGUACGCGCAGUCAUUUGAGGAAAUCACACAGCUACCUCGGCCCGAUCUUUCGAAAGACGUACGCUCUCGCCUCAUGAAGCCUGGGAGGGCUCAUGGUCGAUCCAUGUUUAAGCUAUCCGAAGCCACCCCGAACCCUUCCAUCAUCGAGGGCGACGGCUCUGGUUGGGGCGGCCUCCAGGCUGGUGGCAAUGGCAAUGGCAAGAGCAGAUCCUAUGCCCGACGCUAUUUCGCCAUGGUGGAUGACAACGGUGACUGGCCGGCAGAGCUCCAGCUCUACAACCAGCGGUUUGCACAGACCUUGCACAAAAUUAAGAGAAGACACGAUAGCGUGGUCACGACCAUGGCCCAAGGUAUCCUCGAAUAUAAGCGCCGCCGACAACGCAUGCAGAUCGAUGACACCAUCCAGUCAUUUUUGGACCGGUUCUACAUGUCUCGAAUCGGCAUUCGAAUGCUAAUAGGCCAACACAUUGCAUUGACGGACCAAAGCCAUCACCGCGACCCUACAUAUGUCGGCGUUAUCUGCACGAAAACGAAUGUGCAGGAUCUUGCCCAGGAGGCAAUUGAAAAUGCCAGAUUCGUUUGUGAGGACCACUACGGCCUAUUUGAAGCCCCACGGAUCCAGCUUGUUUGUAACCCUGACCUGAACUUCAUGUAUGUCCCUGGCCAUCUGUCACACAUGCUAUUCGAAACCCUCAAGAAUUCACUUCGCGCUGUGGUUGAGACGCACGGGAUGGACAAGCAGGAGUUCCCCGUCACCAAGGUCAUUGUUGCAGAAGGCAAGGAAGAUAUCACGAUCAAAGUCACAGACGAAGGCGGCGGUAUCCCGCGCAGCGCCAUCCCGCUCGUUUGGACGUAUAUGUACACAACCGUGGACCGAACCCCGAAUCUGGACCCUGAUUUCGACAAGAGCGACUUCAAGGCUCCAAUGGCUGGUUUUGGUUACGGUCUACCUAUUUCGCGAUUGUACGCCAGGUAUUUUGGUGGAGAUUUGAAACUAAUUAGCAUGGAAGGAUAUGGAACCGAUGUGUACUUGCAUCUCAACCGGUUGUCGUCCUCUUCAGAACCUUUACAAUAG
Clonostachys rhizophaga is the source of this 1320-nucleotide messenger RNA. Lineage: Eukaryota; Fungi; Ascomycota; Sordariomycetes; Hypocreales; Bionectriaceae. The record is from the annotation of a GenBank genome assembly.